Molecule: messenger RNA, 1587 nt
Organism: Sipha flava (yellow sugarcane aphid)
Lineage: Eukaryota; Metazoa; Arthropoda; Insecta; Hemiptera; Aphididae
Product: G1/S-specific cyclin-D2-like
Exons: 4
Coding region: 260-1177 (305 amino acids)
Biological process (GO): positive regulation of G1/S transition of mitotic cell cycle; mitotic cell cycle phase transition; regulation of cyclin-dependent protein serine/threonine kinase activity
Cellular component (GO): nucleus; cyclin-dependent protein kinase holoenzyme complex; cytoplasm
Molecular function (GO): cyclin-dependent protein serine/threonine kinase regulator activity
Source: RefSeq, a predicted model, not a curated record
AUAUUGACAGUUCCAGAGUUACUUUUUAUUUCUUUAUUUUUUUUUUUUCAAACUCUCACCAGGUGUAUUUUAAUAAACGCUCGUUGGACACACAACGGUCCGUGCCGUGAAUCGAAAGUAAAUUCGAUACGAAUUUUUAACGAAAUCUCGAAAUUUUUCACCGCUAAGACUAGGUCGGAAUCCCCUGUUGAAUCGUCGUUGGUCUUCGUUUUCAAACGAUCGCGGAGGAAAAGUUUUACCGAUUCGACCGGUGCGACGGAUGCGCGUAUUCAGCGUUGUGACCGGGAAUACCCUCAAUCCGAACAUGAUGAACUUGAUGUGCACCGAAUCGCAGAAGGUGUCCGAGGACAAGUGCUUUGCCGAAGACCGGUCUAUAUUCCGGGACGAACGUGCGGUCAAGAAAUUGUUGGAGACCGAGUCACAGUAUGUGCCCGAAUGCGAUUACAUGGCGCACUCCGGUGCCAAUCUACAGCCCUUCAUGAGAAGAGUGGUGGCUACUUGGAUGUUGGAUGUAUGUGAAGAACAAAACUGCGAAGAUCAAGUGUUUCCGUUAUCUGUAAAUUUCCUUGACAGAUUCUUAUGCGCUUGUGAUAUAUCGAAAACGCACUUGCAGCUCACCGGUGCCGUAUGUCUAUUACUAGCUUCUAAAGUGCGACAAUGUACUGCACUUUCCAUUGAACUUUUAUGUUACUAUACUGAAAACAGCGUAACUCCAGAAGAGAUGAGGGAAUGGGAGUUAUUGGUUAUUUCUAAACUCGAAUGGAGAAUUGUUGCAGUCACCAGUUUUGAUUAUGUGGAUCACAUUUUGGAACAAAUCAAGUGGAAAAGACGAAAUGAUUCGAUGUUACGAAGACAUAUGCUGACGCUUAUCUCUUUUUGCUAUAUCGAACCCGAAUUCAUUGUAAAAAAACCGUCCGUAAUGGCCGCUUCGUGCAUGCUGUCCGCUAUCCGCGGUAUCGACCCGGCCGCGGCCACUGAGGUGGCCGUUCAGCUGUGCGGUCUGCUGGCGUGCUCGACGGCCGAGGUGGACGAACUCGUGUCGCUCAUCGACGCAUUGGUGGCCAGCACGACAAGCGCCGCGACGCCGGAGAAGUCGGAGAACAACAAUCCCGCGGCCGAGCCGCCGGUCAAGAAACCGUACCAGGUGCAGGACUGCAGCGUGCACGGUGGCUUAUGAGAAUAGUAAUACUGUGUUCAGUUUAUUUCAGUUUUUAUACUUCAUUGCUCUAUAGUUUGCAAGUACGACGAAAGCCGAAACCGAAGUCGUAUGGUUUUUAUUUGUUUUUUUUUUUUUUUGUAUUUUAUUAUUUUCCCCGUAGGCAUUUGAACAAAACUUCUCUCGUCAACGUGUACGUAUAUUAUAAUAUUUUAUACAGGAAAAUUCCACGCAAAAAUAUUUCUGUUUUUCUUUUGCGUCUUUUUUUUUUUUACCCCGACCAUCGAGAAGGAAACUUCAGUGUUAGCUAAACUCUAGUUCAUUGAGAGCGUAUAUUAUAUUAGACUCGUCUUUUCCCCCUUCUUUCGUGUAAUAAUUCAGAAUAUAAACAUCGAAAUAUAUUUCGAUUUUUUUCUACCUCAUAUUCCGCA